Teleopsis dalmanni is the source of this 2657-nucleotide messenger RNA. RefSeq lists its product as uncharacterized. The record is from RefSeq and is a predicted model, not a curated record. Bases 837 to 2657 code for a protein of 606 amino acids. Gene Ontology annotation, molecular function: heparan sulfate 6-sulfotransferase activity. Gene Ontology annotation, cellular component: membrane. The transcript is spliced from 6 exons. Lineage: Eukaryota; Metazoa; Arthropoda; Insecta; Diptera; Diopsidae.
AACGGCACACAAUAAAAAAAGUGCAACGAAUUGUGGGUUACGGUUAUGACUAAUCACAAACAAAGCAAAAGCCUUUCAAGAAAGCAAAAGUAAAACCCAAGUCGCGUGAAUUUUUUGCAAAAUGUGCGGAUUGGUAAGACGUUGAAAUCUGCGAUAUCAAUUACAAGAGAACGUCGCAGACAUUAUGACUACUACGAUAAAAGUUGGAAAAUAUCUGCUCUAUUCAAAAAUUAACUUUAAAAUGUUAAAAUAAAAUGAUGGGAACAAAAACUUGACAUGAAAGCCGGCAAAGAAAUAUGAUGAUAAAAAGCGUGGAAUUUUAGUUUUGAACAUUUAAACUUUUGCUCCACAAACUCAUGUGAACCAAUUUUAAGAGCAUGAAUACGUAGUGAUUAAAUAUUAAACAAAAAAAGAAGAUAUUUAAAAAAAAUAAAAUAAUAGCAUAACUCGAUAUUUGGAAGCGUCAAAAUUCGAGCCUUUUUAACAUCAACCAGUAACAUAGUUUUUGCUGCCUGCAAUAAAAUUUUAUACAACACAAUUUCCAUUUUGCUUCAUAUUCACUUUACCAGGUCUUGUAUAUUUGCGUAACUCCUUUCUAUACUGUAGUUGCUCUAUUCUAUCUCAGGAUUUCGUACAAGUUCUUUAAAGAGAUUAUCCCACUUUAUUAUAAUGAAUAUAAUACGGUGCAGAGGUAUGUUGCAUUGGUAUCUGAAGCUGUAAGGAACGUGUGUGUAUUUGCAGUAUUUUUAUGUAUCUGAAAGUGUGCGAAUAUAAAAGUAAAAAGCUUCUCAAUGAAAAGGAAAACAUUAAGGAAAUAAAUUAUUUUUAUACAGAACAUGCCAGUGGAUAUGCAAAAGAACGUCUCUGUACAAGUUGAUAGUGACUUCGCUUUACUUUUGCCUAGUGGUAUAUAUGAAAUAAAAAAAAUGGAACCACGCUCCAAAAUACGAACAAUUAUUUUAUUUUGCCUUUUUCUGGCAAUAGCAGGAAUCAUUGGAUUUGGAUACUUUUGUCAAGAUCAGGUUUGUGCACUAUCAAAACGUGGCAUGAUGCUCCAACCGGAUUUGCUUUCGUACAGUGAACCUAUUGUAGCAUCUGGCGCCAUAGCAGCUGCUUCCGCUGUGGGCUCAUCGAGCAAUGUUUUGGGUGUACAUCAUCAUCAGGGUUCACAGGGCAUGGUGGCGGCGACGGCCACUUCGUCACUUAAUACAAAAUUAAUACAGCAAAAUGUUAUUAUUGCCAGUGUUGGACUAAGUUACGAAGAUGUGUUGAAUGAUGAUUUUCAGUUUGACAUGGACGGGCAUGAUGUGAUGGUAUUUUUACAUAUACAAAAAACUGGCGGUACAUCGUUUGGACGUCAUUUAGUGCGUGAUUUGGAUUUAAAGCGUCCUUGCGAGUGCCAGCGGCAACGCAAACGUUGCUAUUGCUUCCGUCCGCAUCGCAACGAAAAUUGGCUCUUCUCGCGCUAUUCGACAGGUUGGAAAUGUGGCUUGCAUGCUGAUUGGACAGAACUGACAAGUUGUGUGGACGUAGAAUUGGAUAAAAAUGAAGGUGAAACUGCGAAAAGAAGAUACUUUUACAUAACCCUGCUGCGUGAGCCGAUCGCACGGUACAUGUCAGAAUACCGACAUGUGCGGCGUGGUGCCACGUGGAAGGGUUCAAGGCAUUGGUGUCUGGGAAGACAAGCUAGUGCAAGUGAGUUACCGCCUUGCUAUAAGGGCAAGGACUGGCUAGAUGUGGAUUUAGAUGAGUUUGCUGCAUGCGAAUCAAAUUUGGCAGCAAAUCGUCAAACACGCAUGUUGGCCGAUUUGGCAUUGGUUGGAUGCUAUAAUAAAUCAUCUAUGCCAGAGCAUGAACGCGAUCGUGUCAUGUUAGCGAGUGCGAAACGAAAUUUAGCAGCGAUGGCAUACUUUGGUUUAACCGAAUAUCAAAAGAUCUCGCAAUACAUUUUCGAAGAAACAUUCAAUCUUCGUUUUGCAAUACCAUUCGAACAACACAACACCACAAUUUCAGCUUCAGCGGUUCACAAUUUGAGGCCGGAUCAAAAAAGGCAUAUAGAGCAACUGAAUAGUUUAGAUGUUGAACUAUACAGUUUCGCCAAAAAUUUACUAUUCCAAAGGGCACUCUUCGCCAUAGUGUUUCCUGAAACACAAAUUUUGGACUACACAAAUUCUCAGCUUGUUGCAAUCAAUAUAGGUACAGCAAGACUUCAAACAGGAUCAUUCCGAAUAAUACAUGUAAUUGACAUAUCAUUAUAUCAAACACUCAUAGACGACUUAGAACUUCAAAUUAACGAUAACAUUAAUUCAGAUCAUCUUAUUCAUCCAUUCCUUAUCAUGGAAUUAAAUAAAAUAAAAGAUGCAUUACAUAGAUUAAAAACUAAUUAUAGAAUAAAGAGAUCAUUAGAUUUUAUAGACAUUAGUAAUUCGUCGUGUAUACCAAACCUAUUAGAAAGUCGUUCACCGACAUGCGCAGUAAUCAACAAUCAACAUAUUCCAUCUGUCGAACUAAUUUCGCCAGGCUUAAUAUUUCUCAACCAAUUUGAAGGACAAGCGAUUAUUAAUAAUAAAUCAGCUGACUUAAAAGGAACAUUUCUUAUACGCUACCACAAUGCAUCAAUAACUAUAGAUGGAAAUAGCUAUUGUGACGAGUUUUAG